UAAAAAGAAUUAUAGUGGAUCGACUUGGUGGAGCAACCAAAUUCCCAAGCGUGGUGCGAAGUGGCCGAAAGGUCAAUUUUUUGCGGCUAAGUGGAUCAGUGUCUUAUUUCCACCUAAUGUUGAGUAGUGUGUGUGUGUGUGUCCACUGCUGCCCCUAUAUAUAUACACCCUAAUUAUAAGCAUACAAUAAUCACUUCAUUUCUGUGUGUGCCCAUAUACAAACAAAAGAUGGCUAGUUUUGCCUCAGCUUUCAUCAUUCUGUUAAUACCGUUGCUCUUCCAAUUUCAUUUCGGCGAAAGUGAGAUAGAGGCUAAUUACUACAAAGAGAGUUGCCCGAGAGCCGAAGAAAUAAUAAAGGAGCAAGUCACCGCCCUUUAUCACAAGCAUGGAAACACCGCUGUUUCCUGGAUCAGAAAUCUCUUCCACGACUGCGUUGUCAAGUCAUGCGACGCAUCGCUGCUAUUGGAGGCUGCAAAUGGCGUAGAAUCGGAGAAGGCGACGUCGAGGAGCUUCGGGAUGAGAAAUUUCAAGUACAUACAAACAAUCAAAGCUGCCGUCGAGAAGGAGUGCCCCACCACCGUUUCUUGCGCUGAUAUUGUUGCCCUCUCUGCAAGAGAUGGAGCAGUCAUGUUGGGAGGGCCAUAUAUAGAGAUGAAGACCGGUAGAAAAGACAGCAAGAUAAGCUAUGCAGCACAAGUCGAGAACUCCAUCCCCAAUCACAACGACUCCAUUUCAACAGUCCUUUCCACCUUCCAAUCCAUGGGCAUUGAUCCCCAAGGAACAGUUGCUCUAUUAGGCGCGCACUCGGUGGGGCGAGUCCACUGCAUCAACCUGGUGCAGAGGCUGUACCCGACGGUGGACCCGACCCUGGACCCGGUGUACGCGGAGUACCUAAAGGCGCGGUGCCCGUCCCCGCACCCGGAUCCGAACGCGGUGCUCUACUCUAGAAACGACCGGGAAACGCCGAUGGUGCUGGACAACAUGUACUACAAGAACAUACUGAGCCACAAGGGGCUGUUGGGUGUGGAUCAGCAGUUGGUUUCGGAUCCGAAUACUUACCCGUUUGUGGAGAAGAUGGCUGCGGAUAAUGGAUACUUCCACGAUCAGUUCGGCAAAGCUCUCCUCAUUUUGUCCGAGAACAAUCCUGUCUCUGAGGAUGAAGGAGAGGUUAGAAAGGAUUGUCGAUUUGUCAACAAAAAAUGAUCACACCGGGCCCGGACUCUGUUUCUUUGUAAUUCUAACUAAAUGGGUAGGGUCAUGUCGUCUCCACCCUACUCGCCUUAAUGCUUGGGGUUAUGAAGAACAAACACAAUUACAUAUAUAUAUAUAUAUAUAUAUAUGUCACUUUUGUAUUGUUAUAUAUAUCUCCUCUUCAUUUGGAUCUUUU
Molecule: messenger RNA, 1387 nt
Organism: Salvia miltiorrhiza (redroot sage)
Lineage: Eukaryota; Viridiplantae; Streptophyta; Magnoliopsida; Lamiales; Lamiaceae
Product: peroxidase 21
Exons: 5
Coding region: 229-1203 (324 amino acids)
Biological process (GO): response to oxidative stress; hydrogen peroxide catabolic process
Molecular function (GO): peroxidase activity; heme binding
Source: RefSeq, a predicted model, not a curated record